GAACUUCACCAAUUGUUACUUGUGUCAAGGAAGUGAAUUCAUUAUUAAUGACUGGUUUGUUUGAGGUGUGGUCAGUUUUAUGGUCAAGGAUGUGGGAAGUGCUUGGUAGUUGCUUAUCUGCGAGGAAGUAAGAUUGAUAAGUGCCUGCUGAAUGUAACUACCAUAAGUUCUCCUUUUGUCCUAAAUGUAUUAUUGUGUUAAAUGUGUUAUCCGGUGUUUUCAUCAUAUUGCUGUUUAUUAGUGUUUCCCAUCCCAUUUUCCCUUGUAUAUUUGUGUUUUAAGGUGUGUUAAAGUGGAUUAUCUUGAAAUUACCCCUUUCUGAUUUGUUUUCAAUCCUUUUGGCCUAUGUUCUAUAACAGCCUCAGCUUGUCGCAGGACGUAAGGCCGGAUGGGCGCGGCCUACUGGACUUCCGGCCGGUCUCAGUCAAUGUAGGCUCAGUCAGCACUGCCGAGGGUUCAGCCGUCAUCAAGAUCGGCAACACUAUGGUUAUCUGUGGAAUCAAGGCUGAGCUGUGCACACCGAAAGCCGAAGAGCCAGAUCGAGGAUUCGUGGUAGCUAAUGUGGACCUCCCGGCUCUUUGCUCCUCUCGGCUCCGCCCAGGACCUCCCAGUGACGAAGCUCAGGUGUACAGUGGCUUCAUGCACCGUCUCUUGAGCAGCAGUCAGCUGAUGGACACGAAACAACUGUGUAUCUGCCUAGACCGUCUGGCUUGGGUGCUCUACUGUGAUUUUCACUGUCUCAGUCACGAUGGUGUACUUAUUGACGCUUGUGUCUUGGCUCUAGUUGCUGCACUCAAGACAGUGACUCUGCCAGAGGUGGAGUACAAUGCAGACACUCAGGCCAUCUCUGUCAACGAGGAAGUCAGGAAGCCUCUGGAACUCACUUCUUUUCCAGUCGCCACAACAUUUUCUGUAUUCGGCGAUAAUGUGCUGCUUGCUGACCCGAACGAUGAGGAGGAGAGAUAUGGCACAGGAGUACUCACAGUUAUCAUACAGGAUGGCAAAAUAUCAUCGGUUCACAAGCCUGGUGGGAGGCCCGUGAAUCAGGAUAAACUGCAGACCUGCUUUGCCAAAGCUAAAGAACACUCAAAGCACUUGCAGCAGCUCGUUAUGACAGCAUUUAACGCAUCUCCUGAAAGAUAAUUACUACAUAAUCACUUGUUAAAUAUAAUUUAUCAUAAUCAAUAAAUUCAUCUAUUAUUUUA
Messenger RNA from Homalodisca vitripennis (glassy-winged sharpshooter), 1205 nucleotides. RefSeq names its product exosome complex component RRP43-like. NCBI's taxonomy places the organism in Eukaryota, Metazoa, Arthropoda, Insecta, Hemiptera, Cicadellidae. Gene Ontology annotation, biological process: U4 snRNA 3'-end processing; nuclear polyadenylation-dependent mRNA catabolic process; exonucleolytic trimming to generate mature 3'-end of 5.8S rRNA from tricistronic rRNA transcript (SSU-rRNA, 5.8S rRNA, LSU-rRNA). Gene Ontology annotation, cellular component: nuclear exosome (RNase complex); cytoplasmic exosome (RNase complex). The coding region runs from base 346 to 1143 and encodes 265 amino acids. The record is from RefSeq and is a predicted model, not a curated record. The transcript has 7 exons.